GUCGUGGACGCCAACCCCAUCUGGUGGGGGCAGAAGGCGCAGGGAGGCGGCGAGUUUACGUUGUCAAAAUGCCUGGAUGCAGUGAUGGUGAUGGGGAAUUCGCACUUGUUCAUGAAUCGCAACAACAGACUUGCUGUGAUUGCAAGCCAUACACAAGAAAGUCGUUUCUUAUACCCUGGAAAGCGCUGGGCAUUUGCAGAUCUCUUUGGAGAUGGUGGCAGCUGUGUAGAAUCUAAUUGCGCUGGCAGCAAGGAUGGAAAAUACGAAUUAUUAACUGCCAUAAAUGAAACAAUCGCAGAGGAGAUUAAAGAACUCAUGACAAAAACUGAUGUGAAGGGCCAACAAACAGAAACUUUAUUGGCAGGAUCAAUUGCCAAAGCACUUUGUUAUAUUCACAGGCUGACCAAGGAGGUAAAAGCCAACCAAGAAAUAAAAUCAAGAAUUUUGGUUAUAAAAGCUGCAGAAGACAGUGCAUUGCAGUAUAUGAAUUUCAUGAAUGUGAUCUUUGCAGCACAGAAACAGAAUAUUUUGAUUGAUGCCUGUGUUUUGGAGAACGAUUCGGGGCUCCUACAGCAGGCUUGUGACAUCACAGGAGGCAUAUACUUGAAAGUGCCCCACAUGCCGUCCCUUCUGCAGUAUUUGUUGUGGGUUUUUCUUCCUGACCAAGAGCAAAGAUCUCAACUCAUCCUUCCACCCCCCAUUCAUGUUGACUAUAGAGCUGCUUGCUUCUGCCAUCGCAAUCUCAUUGAAAUCGGUUACGUUUGCUCCGUGUGUUUGUCAAUAUUCUGCAACUUCAGUCCUAUCUGUAGCACAUGCGAGACUGCUUUUAAGAUUUCCUUGCCUCCUGUCCUGAAGGCCAAGAAAAAGAAACUAAGAGUAGCUGUAUAGCAACUUUACAGAUACACGCUGUUACCUCAUGCAUAUAGUUCUGUUAAACAGAAUAUGACUUAGAAUUUGGUGACGGUUUUUUUUUUUUCUUCCAAAGGAUGAGAGAAUUGUAUUCAGGUGUUGAUGUUAAUUCCUUAAGGACUAAACAUGUAAGUGUCAUGCAUUACAUGCACCAGCCCUUUCGUUAGAUGAAUGGUUGCAUUGGUGCCUAAUCCGUGUGAUUUUAAAACCACAUUCUUGCUUGUGAUUGUCGGAAACCAAGCACUGCUUUUUCUUAAAUACUUGUGAAGCAAGCAGUGUCCUGAUGAUGCCAGAAUAGGUUUCUAGCCUGAGAGCGCACAAGGCCCUGAUUUGGCAAACACUUACGCACAUGUGUUUAAAGCAAACCUAAGUAUGGCCAUCAGCACUUGUGGGAUCUAGAUCUUAGUGUUAGAGACCUAAUUUGCAGUUCCCGGGGAAUCAGAAUCCUGUUGAUUUGCUUGGAAGUGUUACCUGCAGGCAGGCUGCAGCAGGAUGAGACUCUUGGGAAAUGACCCAAGGUUUUCAACACAGUUUACAGUCUGCUCUCCUUUGUAAAGAGUUAAAUCUGAUUUUUUGUUUUUCCCACUGCACCAUUUUUUUAGUGGCAUUAUGUCCUUUCUGGGCAUUUCUUUUUUCCUUCCUCACUUUGAUAUCUUCUCUCCAAACAAAUAUUGUUUGAAAUCUAUUCAUCUGAGUAACUAUUACCAUGUAAUACGCAGA
Messenger RNA from Alligator sinensis (Chinese alligator), 1629 nucleotides. RefSeq names its product general transcription factor IIH subunit 3 (gene GTF2H3). The transcript has 14 exons. The record is from RefSeq and is a predicted model, not a curated record. Gene Ontology annotation, biological process: nucleotide-excision repair; regulation of DNA-templated transcription. Gene Ontology annotation, cellular component: transcription factor TFIIH core complex; transcription factor TFIIH holo complex. The coding region runs from base 85 to 888 and encodes 267 amino acids. Lineage: Eukaryota; Metazoa; Chordata; Crocodylia; Alligatoridae.